Molecule: messenger RNA, 819 nt
Organism: Ixodes scapularis (black-legged tick)
Lineage: Eukaryota; Metazoa; Arthropoda; Arachnida; Ixodida; Ixodidae
Product: paired mesoderm homeobox protein 2
Exons: 3
Coding region: 226-798 (190 amino acids)
Biological process (GO): regulation of transcription by RNA polymerase II
Molecular function (GO): RNA polymerase II transcription regulatory region sequence-specific DNA binding; DNA-binding transcription factor activity, RNA polymerase II-specific
Source: RefSeq, a predicted model, not a curated record
GGGCGACCCGAGGCACUCGACUUCCCCCAUCGUCGGUCUCCAAAAUACAACCGGAAGCAGGCGUGGCCCGUCCCCCACCGAACCAUUGGCGCCGGCGGCGGGCCUGCCCGCUCCAGCCGCCGCGCGCCACGACGCGUCCUCCGUGCCACGCGCGGUAGUACCCCCUGGCAGAGAGGGCGGCCGUGCCGCUGCGGCGCCCGCAGAGUAACCGACGGCCCAACGAGGAUGGGGCCCGAACCGCACGGAGUGCCCAGCGGCGCCAGGGCCGCGACGCGGACCGACACGCCGCAGCCCGGAUGCUUCUCGGUCUGCAGGCUCCUGGACCUCAAGGCGCCUCAGCAGGCCGACGCGGCAGAGGCUCAUGACCACGGGUCGUGGGAACCCGGCAGCGAGGCUCCCCUGACCUCGGACAGCGAGGAUCCUCGGGGCGUGCGUCGGAAUCGAACCACGUUCACGGCGCAGCAGCUGCGUGCCCUGGAGCGUGCCUUCGAGCGAACCCACUACCCGGACGCCUUCGCCAGGGAAGAGCUGGCGCUCAGGGUACGACUCAGCGAGGCCAGGGUCCAGGUCUGGUUUCAGAACCGCCGCGCCAAGUUCCGUCGCAACGAGCGGAGUGCGCAGCGAGGCCUGGCGCACGCCCCCGACCGGCUGCAGGCCGAGCAGCCCGUGCUGGCAGCCCUAGCGCCCCCGUCGACGGGACACCGGUCCGGACACCCCGCGGCGGUCGGACAGCCGCCCCACAUGCCCUGGCCCACGGUGGCCCACGCGCAGCACCACCAGCUUCGAUGGUGCCAAUAAACCUCCUCUGUACUCUGCCGA